Molecule: messenger RNA, 6674 nt
Organism: Solea solea (common sole)
Lineage: Eukaryota; Metazoa; Chordata; Actinopteri; Pleuronectiformes; Soleidae
Product: obscurin-like protein 1
Exons: 22
Coding region: 206-6271 (2021 amino acids)
Molecular function (GO): protein binding
Source: RefSeq, a predicted model, not a curated record
CUGUCAUUUCAAGGAGUCGGAGAGAGUUUCAGGGAAGAUUCAGGGGUCACGUGGACGAACAGAAGCCUCAUCGAGGACGUCAUUUUAAAGUUGACAUCACAACAGUGACAAAAUGCUCUAAGAAAUCUACUUGAAAGAGAGAAAAGACCAGCAUUUUCAGACAAAGCACAUUUCUCUACUCAAACAGACAGACAGUGAUAGUGUCAUGGAUAUUUUUGGAGGUGCUCCUCGUGUUCUGGGCUACCCUCGACCUGUGCUGGCACAGUGUGGCACAGACGCCACUCUGCGGUGCCAGAUCGGAGGCGACCCUCGACCUGACGUGAUCUGGGAGCGUAAGAAUGUUCAGAUCGUGUCUGAGGGGCGAUACAGGCUGUCAGAGGAGGGCAAAGCGUAUCUGCUGACCAUUACUGACGUCACGCCGCAGGACGCCGGUCAGUACAUGUGCAAGGCUCGGAACAGCGUGGGUGAGACGUACGCGGCGGCCUCGCUCAAAGUCGACGGAGAGGCACGGGCGCAGGAAGUGGGGCAACAAGUGAGAGAAAAUGGACACAUGAACGGCUACUGCAAACAGCAAAACAGUGACUGUAGGAGAGAAAAUGGAGGAGAGGUAAUCGUAGAAGACAAAUGGAAAGGAAAGUUGAGCGAAAAAAGAGAAGAAACCAGUUUAAUAUCUGAUGAUAAGCCGCGGUUCCUCAUCAAGCCGCUCUCUCUGCGCGUGGACCGAGGGGAAGAUGCCGCGUUCUCUUGCAAGAUCUGGGGUCACCCACUACCCGAGGUGGCGUGGGAGAAAGACGGGAAGAAGCUGAACGACAUCUUUGAGAGUUCGCACUUCAGCGUGAGCUAUCAAGACGGUGGCUGGUUCCAGCUCAAGAUCUAUAGGACACGCAUGCCCGACAAAGGCGUCUACACCUGCAAGGCCGUCAGCUGCCACGGCGAGGCCUUGGCCGGUGCCGUCCUGCUGGUGGAGCCUGUUCCAGAGAGAGAGGACAACAGAAAGUCCUCCAGUGGUCACAACAACAGCCAGUGGUCACCGAAACACAGAGGCGUUCGAGCGUUGAGGGUCAAAGACGACCCGUCCGUCAACUCAUCCGCGGUGAAGAAGUUUGCAGUGGCAGAAGGGAAGCACGCCAAGUUCCGCUGCUUUGUCACGGGGAAGCCGAAACCUGAGAUCAUCUGGAAGAGAAACGGGGUUCCCCUGGAGGCCGGGAGGCGUCACCUGAUCUUUGAGGACAGGGAGGGCUACUACACGCUCAAGGUCCUGUACUGCAAAGAGAAUGAUACAGGACUGUAUGUUUGCGCGGCUUCAAACACUCUGGGAAACACACUCAGUGCCGUUCACCUGUCCGUCAAAGGUCCAGCUGUUCGGUUCAGGCAUUCAUUGAAAGACGUGGAAGUGAGGGAGCGUGAUGUGGCGGUGCUGGAGUGCGAGGUGCCCGAUGACUCGAUUCCUGCCGCCUGGUACUUGGAAGACCAGAGGCUGAUACCCAGCAGUAAAUAUGGAAUGGAGCAGAAAGGAACCAGACGGAGACUCACCAUCCGCGACGUCGAGACAGACGAUGACGGAGUGUAUCUGUGCGAGAUGCCAGACGGCGGGAAGAGUAUCGCGGAGCUUUCAGUUAAAGGUACAAUCAUUCGCAAACUUCCUCGGAAGCUGGAGGUCCUGGAGGGCGAGAAUGCGGUGUUCUGUGUGGAGGUGGAGGAUGACGACAUGGACGUCCACUGGUUCAAAGACGGUCUGAAGAUCCUGGAGACACACCAGACUAUCCUCAAGUCUUUCGGCAAAACUCACAUACUGGUCUUUGUCAACGUGGCCCAUCAGGACUCGGGUGUUGUGACCUUUGUCGCGGGGAGGUCCAAGACCUCGUCACGUCUCAAGGUCAAAGCAUCGAGACAUUGUCCCCCCAUCUGUCCCGUUGGUGUGAAGAUGGAUGCCGACCGACCCAACAGCGCCCUCCUCACCUGGGUUCCUGCCCCGAACAGCCAGACAUCCACCCGCUCCAUGUUUGUGCUGGAGAGACAGGAAGUGGGCUCGCAGGAGUGGCAGAAGUGUCUGACGUCAGAGAGCGCCACCUCGGCUGAGGUGUCCAGUGACAGCGUGCCGUGUGAAGGCGACUACCGCUUCAGAGUGUGUUGCAUCAACAAGUACGGGCGGAGUGGUCACGUGGAGUUUCCCAAAGCAGUUCAUCUGGUUCCUGGCCCCAAAAUUCGCACUCACCUCCAAAGCUGUGAGGUCAUGGAGGGAGAAGAUGCUGGCUUCUCCAUCGAGCUGUCGGCCUCCAUGGUCGGGACCUGGUUUCUGAACAGCGCUCAGCUGCAGCACGGCGGGCAAUACUCGAUACAACAAUGUCAAACACAGCACUCGCUGCUCAUACGGGACGCUCGCACCACAGAGGACACGGCGGAGGUCACGUUCAUCGCCAACGGAGUCCGAGAUUCAGCUGUGCUCAAAGUUAAACCUGCUGUGUUGAAGUUCAGCCCUCUGUCAGAGGCAGACACAGAGAAGAAGGUGGAGACGGGCGACGCCAUCGUCCUCUACUGUGAAGUCUCACAUCCCUUCGCUAAAGUGACCUGGUACAAAGACGGCGAGGAGCUGCAGGCUACCGACGGCCUCAACAUCCAAUCAGACGGAAACAUGAGGAGGAUCGUGAUCCAGUCGGCUGACGCGUGUCACUCUGGUGGUUACAUGUGUGAAACCUCAGAGGACGUCGUCAAAUUCAACGUGGAUGUUGCAGGUCCUCCAGUGAAGUUCAGUCCAGUCCAUGAAGACGAGCUCCACAAAAGCAGCAUGGAGUUGGACCCUGUGGUGUUGCUCUGUCACGUCUCCAGAGACGACGCUGAAGUCACUUGGUAUAAAGACGGUUCUGAGAUCCAGCCCAGUGACAACAUCACUGUGCAGACAGAGGGAACAGUGAGGAGACUCAUCAUCCGCUCUGCAGACACGUCAGACGCUGGCAGCUACACCUGCCGCGCAGGAAACAACAGCGUGGACUUCACUGUCAACGUCCGCGAGCCUCCGGUGAUGAUUGUGGAGCCUCAGGAUGACGUCGUGAUGGAGAGGUGCAUCUCAGAGGAGAUACAUUUGCAGUGUGAACUGUCCCGCUCCACUGGGAAGGUGCAGUGGUACAAAGAUGGUCAGGAGGUGGAGGAGAGCGACAACAACAUCCGGUUGUUUUCUGAAGGUCCUUACAGGAGGCUGAACAUCCUCUGUGGAUCAGCGGAGGACAGUGGAGAGUACGUUUGCAAAACAGAUGGAGAUUCUGUGUUCUUCCAGCUCACUGUCACAGAGGCACCAGUUCGGAUCGUUUCCCCAAGUGAAUCAGAGGUGGAACUGAACCAUUUGUCCUCAGAGCGGCUGAUGCUCAGCUGUGAGAUCUCUCAGCCUGACGCUCCAGUUCUGUGGUACAAAGACGGCCUCGAGGUGGAAGAGGGCGCCAAUUUAACCCUCGAGGUGGAGGGAGCCCAACGCCGAUUAGUUAUACCGGUGUCCACUGUGGACGACACGGGAGAGUACAUAUGUGACACUGAGGACGACUCUGUGGCGUUCCUGGUGACAGUUACAGAGCCACCGGUGGCGCUAACGCGUCCCAAAGACACGCCUGACAAACUGCAGAGUAUCGCUGGACAACCGAUCGUAAUGGAGAUCCAAGUGUCUCGGCCGAGCGCACAAGUCAAGUGGAGGCUAAGCGGCGAAGAAAUCGAGGAGAGCAGUAACAUCACCAUCACAGAGGACGGACUCACCCGUCGACUGACCAUCCACGAUCCUGCCCCAAAGGACUCUGGACAAUACACCUGUGAUGCUGCUGAUGAUAGAGUUGAUUUCCAGGUGAAAGUUUUAGAGCUUCCAGUGAAGAUCUUGAGAAAGUCAGAGAUCAAGACGAAUCUCAAAUCCCUCAUUUCUGACGACAUCGUGCUGGAAUGUGAACUCUCCAGAGCCCACGCUGUUGCAAAGUGGUACAGAGACGGUCGCCGCAUCGAGGGCGACGAGAGGUUCUGUGAAGAAGAGGAAGGAGCUUUCCGUUCACUGGUUAUUCUGAGCGCUGAACAUGGAGACUCAGGAGAAUAUUUCCUGGAUGUAGGAGAUGACAGCAUUAGCUUCCAGGUUACAGUAGAAGAGCCUCCAGUGACCAUUGUGGGAAAUUCAAAUGACCCUGACCAGCAGGAGAUGGUGGCAGGUGAAGACCUCAUCCUGGCCUGUGAGGUGUCGCGUGCCAACGCGCCCGUCCAGUGGUACUGCAACAACACACCGCUCACCAGUGACGCCCGUACCUACAUCGAGAGCUACGGCACGCUGAGGAAAAUCAUCAUCUCAAAUGUCCGGCCCUCAGAUUCUGGGAAGUACGUGUGUGACGCUGUGGACGACAAGAUGAUUAGUGUUAUCAGGAUUCAAGUGCCUCGAGUGGUGGAGUUCCUCACUGAGCUCUACAAUGCCAACGUGCUUGAAGGAGAAGACGCCACGUUCAAGUGUGUGGUGUCACCUGAGGACGUGCAGCUGGUCUGGCUCAUGGACAACGAAGCGAUCGUUCUGGGCGAUCGUUUUCAGGCGACACAGAACGGGCUUUGCCACAUGUUGGUGAUUAAGAAGUGCCAAUUGUUGGACAAUUCCAGAAUUUCAGCAGAGGUGGAGGGGACAGUGAGCAAAGCCAGCCUCAAAGUUCAGGAGGCUCAGGUCAUGUUCACGAGGAAAACGGACGCCGUCAUGGCAGAAGAGUUCUGCGACGCCACCCUGGAAACAGAGAUCAGUCUGGAGAGCGGCGAGGUCCAGUGGAUGAGGCAGGGUGUGGUCAUCCAGCCCGGUCCUCGACAUACGCUGGCACAGAACGGCCGUAAACGCAGUCUGACCAUCCACAGCCUGACUCUGUCUGACCGGGGAACCUACCGCUGUGAGACUCUGCACGACCGCACACAGGUCAAGCUCAAUGUCGAACCUCGUAAAAUCUCAAUUCGUAAAGGUCUAACUGACCAAGAAACCUUUGAGCGGGAGACUGCUUCCUUCGAGGUGGAGCUCUCCCACGCAGACGUGGAGGGGAUUUGGCAAAAGGACGGCAUUCGCGUGAAACCAAACAACCGGUGGCGGGUGAGCACCAACGGUCUAGUCCACGGCCUCACGCUGUCUGGCCUCACACUGGAGGACACGGGAACCAUCAUCUUCUCUGCUGAAGGGGCCCGCAACACUGCCAGGCUCACGGUCAAAGAGACACCAGUGUCUGUGGUGAAAGUUCUGGCUGACGUGCGUGUGGAGGAGGAACUUCCUGCCACUCUGGAGUGUGAAUUGUCACGGCCAAACAUAGAUGUCACGUGGCUAAAGAACGGCACCGAGCUGAAGCCAGGGAAGAACUGCCGCAUCUACUCCAUGGGUCGGAAGCGGUUCUGUCAGAUCAUGCAGUGUUCCCGUGGCGACUCUGGCACCUACACAUGUGACACGGGGGAAGUCAACACUUCCUGUUCACUGGAGGUUUACGAGCAUGCAUUAAAGAUCCUUCAAGAUAUGGAGGAUCUUUACAUUCAGGAGGACCAGAACGCCGUCUUCAUGUGCGAGGUGUCCCUGGACGACGUGACAGCAGAGUGGUACAAGGACGGUCACAAGAUCCGACCCAGCAGCACCAUCAGGAUCCGCACUGAAGGGACCAAACACUUCCUGCUGAUGUGUAAUGUUAAAGCUGAGGACGCGGGAGAAAUACACUUUGUGGCCAGAGACGUUGAAUCUACAGCUUACCUCGAAGUGGAAGAGCUUCCGGUGUCCAUCGUCAAACCUCUGCGAGACCGAACGGCACUGGAGAAACACCGCGUGAUCCUGGAGUGCACCGUGUCGUCGCCUCGCUGCGACGUCACCUGGUACAAAGACGGGGAGGAGCUGGCUCCUUCGGAGCGCGUGGACAUGCUGGUGGACGACUGCUCGCAUAAGCUGGUGAUCCAGCAGGUGGCGGUAGAGGACGAGGGCAGCUACAGCAUCGAGGUUGGGGAGCACACGUGCCAGGCCAAGCUGAUGGUGGAAGCCCAGGCGCUCGUGAUGGUCAAAGAGCUGGAGGACGUGGAGGUGAGCGAGCAUGAGUCAGCAUGUUUCCAGUGCGAGGUGUCUCUGGAGAUAGAGAAACCUCCCGCCUGGACUUUGAAUGGAGAGACUCUUCGCUCGGGUCCAUGUGUGCGGCUGGAGAGCCACAGGGUGACUCACAAGCUCACGCUGAGAAACACGAGCGCAGACAUGAGCGGCACGGUCAGGUUCACCAUGGGCAAGGCCAAGAGCAGCGCGGCACUCAGCGUUCUGCCAGAGUAGAAGAAGAAGAAGAAGAGAGAAGACAGGAAGUGACUCUGAGAACGAAAAUGAAGAAAGUGACUGGAAAAAAAUGGAAUUGAAUGUCUCUUUGAACUUUUUUAAUUUCCUGUGAUUGGUUGAGUUACUUUAUAAAUUGAAUUCAAAGUAUGUAUUUUAAACCUGAGGGAUACUGAAUUUCUUGAGUCAAAUUAUUCCCAUUUUUUACAUUAUAGAUAAUAUUUAUUUUCCAAGUUGGAUUUGCGUCACAAUAUUGUAAUAAAAAGCCCCAACAUUUUAAUUAAAUAUACAGGCAAGUCAAAUGUUGUAAUCAUUGUGAUCAAUUCCAUUAGCACACGUGUCCACAUGUUUCCCAUGUAUUUCAUGUUUAAUAAAAACGUUUCUUUUGCCACUUAUGCUACAAUAA